AUGCCUCCUCCCAACCCUAAGGACUACCACGAAGUGCUCCAGAUCAGGCCGGACGCCUCCCUCGACGAGAUAAGGGUCGCCUACAAGAAGAUGGCUCUGAAGUGGCAUCCGGACCGGCACGCUACCGAUAAAGAGUCGGCAAAUGAAAAAUUCGUGGAGCAAGGGAAACCGGCCGGUGAAACCGCGCCUUCACCUGAACCGAAAUCCGAAGCGUCCAAAGGUCAGAAAGGAUCCCCUCCUAUGGGGACCAAAGCAACCUUCACUGAGCAAGGAAAUGGCCCUUGUGAAGCUGCAUUUUCCCCAAAGACGAAAUCCCAAGCCUCCGAAGGCAGUCAUCCUCCCUCCGGCGUGCCAGGCAGCCCCAGCGCCCGCUCAGACUCCACAGCUUGCCCAAGCCUGCACGGACAACAUAGCCCUAACCCUAGAUCAGCUCCUUUGCGUCCCAUCAACCACCCUUCCUCGAUCGGUGGCGAAUCGAAGGAAUGGAUCUUCCCCCUUCACCUCACCCUCUCCGAACUCUUCCGCGGCACGUGCCAGCGCUACAGCAUCGGGCGGCACCUUCUCUCGGGCGAGAUCAAGACGGCCCUCCUCGAUGUCGAGAUUCCACCGGGGUGCAGGGACGGCGCGCGCAUCCGCGUCCCUGGCGCAGGCAACCAGCGCCGGGACGGGUCCCUCCAGGACAUCGUGUUCCUGGUUGUACAGAGGGAGGACGGGAUGUUUGUGAGGGAAAGGGACGAUCUGGUCACGUAUGUGCAGCUACCGUGCCGGGAGUCGUCCUGCUAUUUCGAGCAGGAUGACGUCGUGUAUGUGGAAGGGAUGGACGGUCACAUGUACCUCGUCCCGGUGCCUUUGUCGUCUUCGAAGGCUGCGGAAGACUAUCAUAUCAAGGGCGCGGGAAUGCCCAUACGGAAGGGAGGACGUGUCGUUGGUUACGGUGAUAUGGUGAUAAGGUAUGCGGGUGGUGUUUUCGCCGCCGGGAAGUCUCAACUAACCAUCGCCCAGGUGGAACCUUAUCUGUCUACACAAAACUGCGCAUCCGAAGCGCAAGAUUCUGAGAAGGCGUCACACUUGACGUACUUGUGA
Gloeophyllum trabeum ATCC 11539 is the source of this 1083-nucleotide messenger RNA. RefSeq names its product DnaJ-domain-containing protein. The record is from RefSeq and is a predicted model, not a curated record. Gene Ontology annotation, biological process: translational initiation. The transcript has 4 exons. The coding region runs from base 1 to 1083 and encodes 360 amino acids. Gene Ontology annotation, molecular function: protein-folding chaperone binding. Lineage: Eukaryota; Fungi; Basidiomycota; Agaricomycetes; Gloeophyllales; Gloeophyllaceae. Gene Ontology annotation, cellular component: cytosol.